AUGACUGAGAAGAAGACCACAGUCACUCCCAUCGGACCAUCGCAAGUUCUGGUGUCUUGCAUUGCCCAUCUCCAGAAUCUGCUCCAGAAUCUUCUGGAACAACUUCCGCUCAAUCCACCUAACUCAACAUAUGACUUCUUUCUCGACGAAGAGAGUCUUGCUGAGCAUGGACCCUUUGGUGCUCUCUCACACAUCCUUGAAGUCUGCUUUAGAACAUACCAAAACCCCCAAAUACACUUCUCUGAGCGUGGCCGUCGUCUCGAUGACCUUAUCUCAACUAUCAAAGCUGCAGUGAAGACCAUGUCUGACUCUGACCAGGAAGCAUUCUGUCAUGCAUGGCUUGAAGGACUGAUUGACACGGCAUUGCUCAACAGAGCAAAAAUAUCCAAGAAGCGCAAGGAGUCAGAUACAACAACACUGACAGCUCCAGCCCCAUCCACUUCCAGUCCAUGUGUGACCUCCAUCGAGAAACAACAGGGCAAGGUCAUCGAAAUUGAUUCCGACUCAGAGUCUCCACCAGCACCAAAAUGUCUUUGGCAAUCAACCAAGAAUGACAACAUAUCAUUGCCAGUUGUUAUCAUCAAUGAGACCUCCGACUUGGCUUCGAAAACUAAGCCUCCAUUGAAGCAGACCUCAUUGAAUGGGGUAUGGAAGAAGAGGAGCAAAUAUACAGAGGAGGCACUGGCUCAGGCUCAAGAGGUUUCACAGGUGAAAGAAGAAGAGCAAAUGCAUAAAGCAGUCGAGAGCGAGCAACGGCGGAAGCAGAAGAAGGAGGAGAAGGGGUGA
Molecule: messenger RNA, 786 nt
Organism: Cyclocybe aegerita
Lineage: Eukaryota; Fungi; Basidiomycota; Agaricomycetes; Agaricales; Hemipholiotaceae
Source: the annotation of a GenBank genome assembly